CACGCCCCUUUCGCCCUUCGGACUCCUCUUGAUCACCAACAUCAUCGGCGUCGAGCCAUUGUGUGUCCUCGCCGUCGUCCUCGUCGACGUCGAUCACCGCGUAGAGCGCCCAGGGCGUAGCUAGACCCCCGCGUCCAAAAGAGAUUCCGUAGUCGUCAACAGCGUCGACAUUGCCCCCUGCUGCCUCCUGCAGCACCGACACCCUGAGCCACCCAGCCGCUAUGUCGCGCGCGCAGACCGCAACGUCGCAGCCGGCGCCGGCGCUGCCCAAAGUCGGCGAGACGCGCUGCUACUGGGCGCUCCUCUCCGCCGACCUCCAGUUCAUUUACCUCGACCCCACAUUCGCCAGCCAUCUCGAACAGCAGGCUGAACAGCUCGUCGGCAAGUCCCUUCUCCAGUUCGUCCAUCCAGACGAGCAAGCCUCUGCCAAGCAAGAUCUCGGCAGCGUCCUCGACAGUCGUACCCUUCAUGGUAGCGUCACCCGCGUCCGCUUCAGCCGCCUCGCCUAUGUUCGCAAGCAGCUGGGCUCUGAGGGCGACAUCAAGGUCGCCGCCACCGAUUCCGACUAUAUGCCCGUGGACAUAGUGAUCAACUGGGCCGCCGAGGGCCUCGUGCUUUGCUUUAUACACUCUAUCGUCGAGCAGGAACCCGGCAAAGAUAACGACGAGGGCAGCAAUCCCAACUGGUGCGGCACGCCCGUCAUGACCCUCGAUCACUUCCAGCUCCUCUUUCGCCGCCUUCUCGUCUGCGUGCCGCAGGCAGGCAGCGGAAUACGAGUGUUUCAGAUACUCUCGAACCAGCAGGAACGCCAGCUCAUGCUCAGCUGGCCUCCAGACCAGGGCCACGGGCCCAUGGGCAGGGAUUUUUCUCGCCUCGCUGAAAAGGUCGCCAUGGGCGGCUCACCAGGGGAGACUGAUGCGAAGACUAGCUGUACUCGGCGCUUCCGCUCCAUGCAAACCAUGCCUGGCAUUGGCGCGGACGUAGAGAGCAUCUUCAUCCCUCAUGGUUCCAUCGUCUUCGCCUGUCACAAGGUUAACGCACCCUCGCGCACCUCCUCUACCCCGACCUCCAUGCAAGCGUACGGCCAGACUGCCUACGCUCCUCCCCAGCCUCCAUAUUACGACCAGAACCACGGCUAUGGCGCUCAGCCCCCACUUGCAGUGAACCCUCCACCUGGUACCUACUUGCCUCCUUCCCAGCCGAACUCGGCAACUCCGGACCCGUACUCUUCACCACGAUGGGCACAGCCUGGGCAGUGGCAAGGGCAGUCGCAGCCCCCACCCUCCUCCGCACCUUCAUCCUCCAUCGAUCACCAACGUGCUGGCACAUAUCCUCCGCAAGGUCAACCUUGGCCUACUUCCCAGCCCGCGUACCCGCCAGCCGGCGAUGCUGAAGGCCGCCCCUUGUCACCUGGCGAUGAAGUACCGCCACCGAAGCGACGCGUGAGUCCUGGGCAGACUCGGGAAUCUUCCGCGAGUCGCAGCAACAGUGGCGCGAGCAGCAACCGCCCCAUGGGCGUUCUCAAGUGCUCAAGCUGCAAGACGACAUCGAGCCCGGAGUGGCGCAAGGGCCCGAGCGGGAAGAAGGAGCUCUGCAACGCCUGCGGCCUCCGUUUCGCCCGCUCGCGCGCAAAGAAGGAGGGUCACGUGCAGGCGAAGAAGCGUAAGGAGAAGGGCAUCAUCAAGCGCGACUCGGCCACGCCCCCCGCUGGCUUUCGGCGCUACGACGAUGGCAGCACGGAAGGGUACACGCAGCCGCCUCAGCAUGGCCCGCCCGUCGAGAUGAGCCCCGCGCCGUCAUCGGCGGGGUCGGUGGGCUCCGUGAAUUCGGUCAACUUCGUGCACUACUCGCCGGCUCCCAACAGCCAGGAGCCUCCGCGCACACCGUACGCGCCGUACUACGCAGGCGUGACGUCCCCGCUGGCGACGCAGCCCCCUGUAGGCGGAGCGUACGAGACGGGACGCACGUCGCCGGGGCAGAUCUUGGCCCCUUCGUCGUUUGAGCGCGAUCGCGAGCGUGACGCGCCCGAACAGAGGCGAUCAGUGGUUGGCGGCGCGUAGGAGCGUUCUUUCGUGCGUAUGCGCGGAUGAGAAGUGAUUGUCGCACGGCAGUCAGUCCUUGACAAAUGCUCAUUUUGGGCUGGCUGGUCUGACGUUGUACGGCUGGUGAUAUUCCCUGCGAAUGCUGUCAGGAUAGACACUUUGUUGUUUCGUACGGGCGCCUUAGGGGACCAGCGGUCCUGUCGCAUACCGGGUUUCAUUCGAUCGCGGUUCUGACCCAUACCUUCUUCUUUCGUUCACCUCCCAUAAUUCCUUCACCCACCGUCCGAUAUCUUCUCCCCUUUUCCCCUUUGUCUCUUCUCGUCCCUUCUACUGUUGCCGUCCUCAGCGCGCUCUGUAUCUCCGUAAUGGACGGUUGAUUGCAUUAGUUUAGCCAGGGUAUGCCUCUGCGUGUACAUAUUAUAUGGUGACCGUGUAACGACGGGUUAUUCAUUGUCGAUGUUCUUGAUCUGCAUCCCAACAGAAUAUAUGAAUCCACAA
Schizophyllum commune H4-8 is the source of this 2540-nucleotide messenger RNA. RefSeq lists its product as uncharacterized. NCBI's taxonomy places the organism in Eukaryota, Fungi, Basidiomycota, Agaricomycetes, Agaricales, Schizophyllaceae. The coding region runs from base 222 to 2060 and encodes 612 amino acids. Gene Ontology annotation, molecular function: sequence-specific DNA binding; zinc ion binding. Gene Ontology annotation, biological process: regulation of DNA-templated transcription. The record is from RefSeq and is a predicted model, not a curated record. The transcript is spliced from 4 exons.